AUGGCCGUCCAUCCUGGACAUGUUGCAGAGUCAGCCGUGGUGCCCGGAGACCUUCAUGUCGUCUGGGGCUUGAUCAAGUCCAUGCAAUUCAAGUUCUUCAAGCAGGUCGUGCAGGCCAAGUGUGAGGAAGGGAGCGAUGUGGGCGCCUUGGGUCAGCAUACUAUCGCGUACACGGACAACACGGUGCAGACGAUGCGCAUUACGGAGAUCUCGGAACGGCUGCCGCUGAAACGCAGCAUUGGCAUGGAAAUGGUAUCCUCGGAUCCUCCGGUAGAAUACUCUGCCCGCAACGACACCAUCUCGCUCAGUGCCAUCACGCAUGGCGACCGCCCUGCAGUGUAUGUGGAAUAUACCUCUGACUUCUCGUCUGAUGCUACGACCGCAGUUCUGGAGGACUCGAAAUUCAAGAAGCGCGAGUUCUUCGACGAUUUGGUUGCGUUCAGUGGCAGCGCCGGCAGUGCCGCUGCGUGA
Molecule: messenger RNA, 471 nt
Organism: Symbiodinium sp. CCMP2456
Lineage: Eukaryota; Dinophyceae; Suessiales; Symbiodiniaceae
Source: the annotation of a GenBank genome assembly